UCCAAAACGCAGGGGUAAAACAAUAAAUCGAAACCUAUCGCUUUAAAUGUUCAAUCUCUCAUACCUCGCAGAUCAGAAAUCGUCGGCGAGAGAACUGUAAACACCUGGCUGUGUAUUUGCGGUUUACCGUCGUUGAUAUUAAUAUUAUUACCAUAUCCAUUCUGUCUGUAUAGAUAGGUCUUUAACACGCACUAAAUAUUGUUUACCAAAGAAAUGGUGAUGGAGAAACCAAGUCCCCUGCUUGUAGGGCGGGAGUUUGUGAGGCAGUAUUACACACUGUUGAAUAAGGCGCCAGACUUCCUGCACAGGUUCUAUGGGAGGAACUCCUCCUAUGUUCACGGGGGUCUUGACCCGAGUGGGAAACUGGUGGAAGCGGUGUAUGGGCAAUCGGAAAUCCACAAGAAGGUCAUGUCUCUGCAGUUCAGCGAGUGCCACACAAAGAUCCGGCACGUGGAUGCGCACGCCACGCUCAGCGACGGCGUCGUGGUGCAGGUACUUGGGGAGCUCUCCAAUAACGGGCAGCCCAUGCGGAAGUUCAUGCAGACGUUUGUGCUCGCCCCAGAGGGUUCAGUGGCCAACAAGUUCUACGUACACAAUGACAUCUUCCGUUACGAGGAUGAAGUUUUUUGCGACUCGGAAGCCGAACUUGACGAAGAAUCGGAGGAGGAAGUUGAAGAGGAGCCAGAAGAGAGGCAGGCAUCCCCCGAGCCGCUGCAAGAGAGCCCCAACAGCAGCGCCUACUACGAGCCUCACCCCGUCGCUAACGGGGUGGAGGAACCAAUGGAGGAGCCGCCUCCCGAGCCGGAAAUGGAGCCAGAGCCUGAGCCCAAAGUCGAGGAGAUAAAGUCCGAAGUGGAUGAGAAGGUUCUGGAAGAAAUGGAGGAAAAGGCUCCCUCGCCAGCCCCAGUGGAGUCUCCACCCCAUGCACAGGAGCCACCCAAGACCUUCUCAUGGGCCUCGGUGACCAGCAAAAACCUUCCCCCAACCGGCACCUCCUCUGGGAUCUCACCCCACGUUGUCAAAGCUCCAAGCUCACAAGCCCGAGUCGACGCCAAGCCAGAGACACAGGCGGCGCCACUCCGACCCCGAGACCAACGUACCCGCGACCGACCGACCUUCCCCCCACGAGGCCCCCGACCAGAUGGCGUACCGUCAUCGGAUGCGCAAAUGGGGAAACCACACCUGAGUUUUGUUAACAAAGGCGGCAGAGGGGAAGGUGAACCCGGUGAAAUGGAUGGCAGGCGAACCGUGCGCUACCCGGACAGCCACCAGCUUUUUGUCGGCAACCUCCCGCACGACAUCGACGAGGGCGAGCUCAAAGACUUCUUCAUGACCUACGGGACUGUUGUGGAGAUGCGCAUCAACACCAAGGGCAUCAGCGGCAAGCUCCCCAAUUUUGGAUUUGUGGUUUUUGAUGACUCUGAUCCCGUGCAGAAAAUCCUUGGGGCCAAGGUAGACGGGCCCAUCAUGUUUCGAGGCGAAGUGCGUCUUAACGUGGAGGAAAAGAAAACUCGGGCGGCACGCGAGCGAGAGAUCCGGGGCGGUGGCGGCGACGACCGCCGGGACAUGAGGCGCAACGAUCGAGGACCCGGAGGCCCCCGGGGCAUCAUGGGAAGCGGCAUGAUGCGAGAGCGCGACGGCAGAGGGCCGCCGCCCCGGGGCGGCAUGGCUCCCAAGCUGGGCAUGGGGUCAGGAAGGAGCUCGGGAGGUCUCGGUGAAGGCCGCUUUACAACCCAGCGCCGUUGAGGAGAAUGGGGAGUUGACCCAUCGACUUCACCCAUGUCAUCUUUGUUUUAUUUUAUUUUUAUUUUUUGGCUCCCUCUUUGCUUUGGAAUGUAAUGCACCCUCUCGAUCUUAUUUAGUUGUGAGCCGAAGAUUCCCCCCGUCCCUCUCUUCUUUUGCUACAGCAAGAAAUCACAAACUUAUUGUUUGUACGUUUUGUCUGAGGAAAGCAACCAGGAGUCAUUGUGUGCCACCUUCGGAGGGACUGAAAGACCUUAAAUACCAUUUAAAAAGGAAAAAAUACCCAGCCGUUAUUCUGGAUGAAAGAGAUUAUCAGACUUGACUUAACCUUCCAUUGCACAUUUUCUAUGCUAGUUACUGUUUGGAAGUUGCAAAAGUUGUGCUGUUCGGAGGGGAAAGACCUGCCUUUUUUCCACCCUUCCAUCUUUUCGAGAGACCACAGUUUUCAAAAUUUGCAUACCGCAUUUGCCAAUAUGCACUCAUGGAUACUUUUUUUUUGUCCCUUCCCCUCUCUUAUGUCGACAUUCUCACUCGGAAAGCUGCCGAAGAGACACGACACAAACGGGGCAGGCCUCGCUGCUGUGACCAAUGUAUACCGAAAAUUUACAUUUUACUGCUGGAUGGACAAGAUUACCUAUUUUUGCCUCGUUUCUAAGUAUAAAUAAUCCAGGAUGUUCAUCAACUGACUAUGUUUGGACGUAGGCGGAUGCGAGUGGUGGGGACAAAGGAUACUGAAGAAUGGAAGAGUGGCGCUCUGGUUUCUUUUCAUUCAAUUUUUAUUUUAUUUUUUUUUGCCAGCUAGGGAUGAAGGACGCCUUUCCUGUCGUCAAAAAGUGACAGAAUAAAUGUACAGCAAAAGUCAUAGUUUACUGUUUCACAUUCCUUUCUUUUGGUAUAUAAAAACAAAAACAACAAAAAAAUGGUGCCUUCUGCGUUCACCUUCUUCGCUCUUACUGAAACGUUGCCAUUUUUGGAUUUUGGUCAGAUUGAAGUUAGUGCUUGUGGUCCACUUCCAUAUUUAAGAUACGACUUUUUGUAAAUAUUCUUUGCUUUUCAGUUUUGAGGGGCCCACCUUAAAAUAAAACAAAGGUACAAUUAUAUAUUUCAUGUUUUUAACAUAGCGCCCAGCCAUUGUAGUUUCAUUUUGAUGUAUUGGAAUCUCCAAAAUCAAAAAAAAAAACUAUUGAAGAUGUGCAGUGUAUUAGCAUAAAACUAUGUAAAACCUGUAGAGGAUUAUGACCAGUCCAAAACAAAAAAAUAGUCACAUUACCCAAGUAUAAAUGUUGACUAAAAUAAAGUAAAACUACUCUCCAUUGGUACUGAGUCGUUGUUACCUAGUAUUUUGUUUGCGUAUACUUGGUGCAUUGAAUGUCAUGAUUUUGGAUUAUUGGGUUGCUCAUAUUGAAGAUGUUCCUGUUUCGUUUCCAUGCUUUAUGGUUAUGUUUAUCCCCCCCCCCCCCACGCCCCUCCCCUACAUUGCUGUCACUGGUACUACUCUGGUGUGGCAAAAUACAAAAAGAUCGACUUUUGAUUUGUUUCCUGGAGGUUGAUCUCACUGCAUAUUUUUUGCUCUCAGGUUCUCAUGUUUCUCAAAAUACAAUUUUGUAGACCACCAACACCUGAGAUUACUUUUCCAGACGUGUUUCUAUUUUUCAUAACCUUGCUUACUGAUUGUGCUUAUUUUUCAUUCAUUUACGCUCCAGGAGUUAUUUUUUCCAGUUUGGUAGUUUCAGCUGCAUAGGAAAAUUCAUUAUUUUGUUUUUAUAAUCUUGCACUGAAAAAGGGGGAACGCGAUGUAGCAACAAAAUAUGGUAAUAAGGUCUUCCUUGUUUGUUGGUAUCGCACUGUUUUGUUUGUUUGGGUUUUUUUCUCUUUCGGAAGGGCAACAUUUCCAGAGACAAUCUGUUGGUUUGAACGCGGCCUCCAAAAUUUACCUGAAUCGGCGCAACCUAUUUUCAGAAAAUAUGUUUUGUUCAAUGCUUUAGUUUGUUGUGUGGGUGUGGCAGUGAAGAUCCCAAAAGCAGACAAAGCUGUAAAUUAUUUGCCUCUCUGAUUGCAAGUAGACUGGAUAGUCACAGUGAAUCAUGCCAGUCCUUAUUGAAUGGAAAUAGAUUGUGUGCUUCAAAACAUGAUAGCCAUCUUUUACUGUGUUAACUGAGCCUUGUUGCUCCAAUACAUUUUUUUUGUUAGUUUCUUUUUGAGUUGACUUUCCAUUUUGAAUGUGUCAGCUAUAAUAAACUACUGAUGAUAUCAGCACCACUCAUAA
Hippocampus zosterae (dwarf seahorse) is the source of this 4009-nucleotide messenger RNA. RefSeq names its product G3BP stress granule assembly factor 2a (gene g3bp2a). NCBI's taxonomy places the organism in Eukaryota, Metazoa, Chordata, Actinopteri, Syngnathiformes, Syngnathidae. The coding region runs from base 214 to 1746 and encodes 510 amino acids. Gene Ontology annotation, molecular function: mRNA binding. The transcript is spliced from 13 exons. The record is from RefSeq and is a predicted model, not a curated record. Gene Ontology annotation, cellular component: ribonucleoprotein complex; cytosol.